AUGCGCUUCUCGUCUCUUCUGCUCCUGGUCACAACCCUAGUCUUGCUGGGCACCACGAGCCCUGCGUUUGCAGCCUUAAAAACAUGCACGACCAACCAUUGGACAGUGCAAGGCUCAGUGAAGCCAUACUAUCAGUCCUCGGGCGCGACGGUGCAGAUCGGAACCGAUGGUGGAUGGGUGUCCCUUCCGACGGGCAAAGCAGUGUGCGGAUCCAAGCUGCUACGCACUACUUUCAAGGUCGGUGCUGGGCUGACGGUGCCACUGUAUGUGUCUGAAGACACGGAUGAUGCCAACGUGGAGAGGGUAGUGAUUGGCUCUGCUGCCAAGGGCAGGGACGGGUGGUACUACUUCAAUUCUCUCACAAAUGCUCGAAACAAGGCAGCUGGCAAUUUGGCCGGAAUCGACGAGAAGCGCAUUGCGGUGCUCGUUCCACAAUUCAUGAACACAGCAGACAAGGAGGCCGGCUCUGCAUCUGCCACCGACCUCCUCUUCAAGGGCUUGAGCUGGUCGUCUGGCUCCAACGGUGUUGGAGCUGGUUCCCCAAUAUCCUCUUUUGACGUCCUAGACAGCUUGGUGAACCUGGCCAAGUCACGAUACCCCAAAGCGACGAAAAUCAUCUUUGCCGGGCACAGUCUCGGAGCGCAGGCCAUCAACCGCUACUCGACUCUCAAAAAGGGCGCCGAUGAAAGCGUACCUUCGCUAGAGUACUUCAUUGCCAAUCCUGGCUCCUGGCUGUGGGUCACGCCGGAUGUGCCCGUGCCAGAUGCGACUUGCGGCAAGGCUGCGCACGAGUACAAGUACUUUGUGAAGCGCGGCGACUCGAAGCUUCCGCCUUAUGCGCGCACCGAUGUCGAUUUGCUAGAUCAGAGGGGUGUGUUGUCCAGGUAUGCAGCUCGCAGGGUGCACGUGGCUGUCGGACAAAAAGAUUAUGGCCCUGGAGAUACUUCGUGCGCUGCAGGUACGCAAGGCAAAAAUCACCGACAACGUGGAAGACUGUACGUCGAGGCGAUCAAGAAGGCUCUGGGAGGUAGCUUGCCGGCUAGUUGGACCUACGACGUCAUCCCUGGAUGCACCCACGAUCCGGACUGCAUGUUCGGCAGCGAUCUUGGCAUCGCUAGGCUCUUCACGGACGGAUACCCUGGCUUCGUACCCAAGAACACCCAGAAGAGUCGUCGAAGCGCUCACAAGCCGCAUCAAGCAGCCGACUACUAG
Molecule: messenger RNA, 1212 nt
Organism: Ceraceosorus bombacis
Lineage: Eukaryota; Fungi; Basidiomycota; Exobasidiomycetes; Ceraceosorales; Ceraceosoraceae
Source: the annotation of a GenBank genome assembly